Messenger RNA from Plectropomus leopardus (leopard coralgrouper), 560 nucleotides. The record is from RefSeq and is a predicted model, not a curated record. Lineage: Eukaryota; Metazoa; Chordata; Actinopteri; Perciformes; Serranidae.
AGCCUUCUGCAGAGCUGCUGAUGAACAUGAGUCGCUCUCGGCGUCUGAUCGUGUUGCUCUCUUAUGCAUACCUCGAGCAGGACUGGUGCUGCAAUAACUUCAGACAGGGCCUCCUGCACUUGUUGGAGUUGUGUCCGAGGCCCAUCAUCAUCACGUUGGAGGGUCAGUCCAAACGCAUGAGGCCUGAGAUCAAGCAGCUGCUCAGUGAGCACCAGCACUGCCUCACCGUGCUCACCUGGAGACACAACUCUGUGACUCCUUCCUCAGACUUCUGGAAGGAGCUGGCCUUAGCGAUGCCUCGCAGAGUCGUCUUCCGCAGCGAGUCUGCAGGCGACCCUCAGACUGUUCUCCACGAUGACAAGGACCCCAUGCUGACCCAAGAGUCUGACUACCUGGACUGCCGCUCAGACACGGACCCUGCUGGAGAUCUGGGUAAGGACGACAGUCACAGGGACAAGAAAAGUGCCCGCGUACUGAUGUUUGGUGUACUCGUCACUCAGUUUGCACAUGCAGAUACCUGCACAGGAAAUGCUGCUCUGCCUUAAUGGAGAAUGAGGUGA